Fundulus heteroclitus (mummichog) is the source of this 3649-nucleotide messenger RNA. It is a transcript of the gene ofd1, whose product is annotated as OFD1 centriole and centriolar satellite protein. Gene Ontology annotation, biological process: epithelial cilium movement involved in determination of left/right asymmetry. The record is from RefSeq and is a predicted model, not a curated record. The transcript has 22 exons. Gene Ontology annotation, molecular function: protein binding. Gene Ontology annotation, cellular component: centrosome; ciliary basal body. NCBI's taxonomy places the organism in Eukaryota, Metazoa, Chordata, Actinopteri, Cyprinodontiformes, Fundulidae. The coding region runs from base 335 to 3469 and encodes 1044 amino acids.
GUUUUUCUAAGUAUUGUUUAUAUAUAUAUAUAUAUUGAAAUUCCAUUACUAAACGAGUUCUCUGUGAAACAGAUAGAAAUAUAAUAAACAAUAAAACCAAUUUCAAAUAAUUGCGUCAUAGAUGUGCGACCUCCUGCAGGAUUUCCGUUGGUCAGUUUAAAUGUUUCGGGUUUUCAUUUUUAAAAAGAAGUCAGGGUGACGUUUUUUGCUGAACAGCGAAAACAUUUCUCCUUGUUUUGUUUGUGAGUCGGGUUCCCAGGACAGACAAACUACUCUUCUACAAGCGUAGGAAGUUGUCGAUAGAGAGGGACUUUCUUACGUUUUAUCCGUCGUUAUGUCCUCGUCUAAGGAGGAUGCGUUCUCCGCAGAGGAACUGAGGAAAAGACUCUACCAAACCUUUAAAAACAAAGGCGUGCUCGAUACACUCAAAGUGCAGCUGCGGAAUCAGCUCAUCCAGGAGCUGAAGUCUCCACAUCCAGCCCCCAGGCCGCCAGACGGAACAUCUGGGACUCUUUUGCUUUCAGCCUGCAACAGCAUGGUGGCUGAUCACCUCCGUGCUGCAGGGUAUGAGUACACGCUGUCUGUAUUCUGCCCGGAGAGUGGCCUCUGUAAGGAUAAGAUUCUCAAGAAAGAAGACCUUCUUCAGAUUCUUCAAUGCAGUCCUACAUCUGCCUUUUUUACAUCUAUGCAAAAUAAAGAAAACAGCGAUAAAGGGUUCCUGUUCAGCCUUUUAACAGACCUGACACGCCAUUCAACACACGGCCUCCGCCACGACGUCGAUACUCAGACAACCAACUUACCAAGUGAUGGAGAGUCCCUGGUUGACAAGAUGAAAAUGAUCGACAAACAAUACGAGAGCUUGAGUUUAUCCGAAGACAAAAUGUUCCCCCUCCAGUCGAAGCUGGCCGCAUACAAAAAAGAGAUUGAAGCCCAGAAGGAAGCAGAAACGAACACCAAGCUGCAGCAUUUCAAAGAAGUUGAGAUUGCAAAAGUGAGGAUGGAGGAAAAGUCCAAGUUUAGUAAGGAGUUUGAAAAGCUGAAGCGAGACCUGGAGAGGACGUAUGAAAUGAAGGCAAAGGCACUGAUGGAGCGAGAGAAAAAUGCCAUCGAGAGGCUGCAAAAACAGCAAGAGAUUGAGGAAAAAAGUGUGUACAUGCAGAGACAGUCACUGCUGAAAGAAAUCGAGACACUGCGCGGCAGAGAAAAAGAGCUGAGGAUGAGAACGGAGGCUUUUGAAAAGUCUUGUGAAAUGCAUACAGAGAAGGUGAGGGCUACAGAUGAGUUGCUGAGGAGGAGAGAACUGGCUGUAAAGACGAUGGAGGACACGUACGACCAGAAGCUGAAGAACGAACUCUCCAGGUACCAGCUGGACCUGAAGGAGGAAUUUCUUAAAAGAACAGAAAAACUCACAGAAUGCGAGAACAGAAACAAAGUGGAAACAGCUCGAAUCCAAAAGGAGUCGGAUUUGAUAGAUGCCAGAUUAGCAGAGCACAACAGAGCAUGCACAGAGCUGAAACGACUGCAGGUUGAGCUAGAAACUGCCCAGCAGCAGGUGUCUCUGCUAACCCAGCAGAAGGAGCUAUUAAAGGAACGACUGGAGAGUACCAGCGACUAUGCCGGCUUGAAAAGGGAGAGAGCAGAGCUUCAGGGACAGCUGCAGCUGCUGAGGAAACAGCUGGAGGAAGCACAGGAGGAGAACCAGCGGCUCCGCGCAGAAAUGAUCCAACCAUCUAAAGAAGAGCUGGCCCUGCAGACGGAGCUUCGUCGGCUGCAGAACGCUCGCACGCUGGACGAGGAGGAGUUUGAGAGCCAGAAACGGAUGCUGCAGACGCAGCUUCAGAACGAGGUGGAACGAUGCGGCCAGCUUAAAGCUCAACUGACCGAGUGUGAGAGGAGGUCAGAGUGGAUGUCUAAGCACGCCGAGGAGAUCAAGACGCAGCUUCGCCAAACACAACAAGCUCUGGAAAACGAAGUGCUGCGUAACCCGAAGCCCUCCAUCGUCGAUCACUCCGUCCUGGAGCUCUGCGCCGACAAGCUGGUCCCGCCCGACAUCUAUGUGGCCAGAGCCGCGGCGAGGCCCAGGGCGGCUUACGGCGUCGCUUGGGAAGCAGGCGGGCCAUCGCGAGGACUCCGCUCCCCCGGGAGCGACUCUCCAGACUCCGACGUGGAGCUCGUUGCCGACGCCAAGGCCCGAAUCCAGGCGCUGCAGAAGGAGGCCGAAAGCUUGGAGGAAGCUUACAGGAGCUACCAGCAGAGGGCGGUGCACUCCGUCGUCUCUCACAGGCCUCUCUCCUCACAGCAAGCCUAUCCUUCACACUACCCCAGCUCCCAUUUGAGGAAAAAAGACUCCCAGCCUUCACACAACUAUUCAACCCACAGACCAAAGACUUUAUGCAAACAAGUCCCUCCUCAGUCUGCCCAGUCCCCCGCUCUGGUAUCCCACGACACCAGAAGCACCGUGCCGCCCUCAGAAGUCCGUCACCAGCCCCAGGCCCCCUUCUUCACUGACCACAGUCAGAAUCCUUUAUCAGAACCCGUGUUCCUACGAAAUGGACAAAGUCACGAUGAAAGACAACUGGCUGCUUCCCCACAAUCCUCCUCCAGAGGGAGGCUUCAGAAGGAGAAUGCAGAAGAAGCAGCCGUGACUCCGGUGGCGUUCUCCCAGCCGCCGUCGCUGCCUGACAGCAUGCGUCACUUUCCUGCCGCUGCCAUCACCGUCCCAAACGCAGGUGACUUUUCUCCCGAUCUCAGCCCGCCCCUCAGCCCCCAGCUCAGGAGCACAGCACGGGACCACUCCAGUCCACCAAAUAUACAGCCUGUGUUCUCCAGCUCCGAGUCGUCCCCGCAGCCAGAGGAGAUCAACCUUGAGGACCUAACCGAAGAGUUGCAAGAGCCGGGCCACAUUCCAGAGCUUCUCCUGGACACUGCUGUCCCUCUCUCUGAGGAGGCCCCCGAAAGGCCCGGCACCCCCCAGCCCCAGGACCUCACAGAAGACCCAGAAGACGUGCCCGGCCAGCCUGAUGUUCACGAGGCUUCAGGAGACUCUGUCAAGGAGGAAGAGGAAGAAGAGAAGCAAAUAUGGGAAAGACAGCGGAAAGAGAAACAAGAGGAAAGGCAGAGGGAGCUGGAGGAAGCCAAGGAGCGGGAGCGGCAAGAACUGGAACGUUUGGAGGAGGAGACGCUUGUGGAAGAGGCGAUGCAGCCAGAAAAGGAAGAAGAAAUGAAAGAAGGAGAAACGGACAUUAGGAAAGGGGAAGAUGAUGAGCAAAGCAGGGAAGAGCCAAAAGUAGAGAAUCCAUUGGACAAAUACAUGAAGAUGGUACUGGAAGCAAGAGAGAAGCAGCAUGAGCAGAUGUCUUUAAGAGAGGAAGGAGGACAGACGAGCCCAGAGGACAAGAGUUUAUUUGAGGAAAAAAAUGAAAGCAUUGCAGCAUACUCUCUCAAGGAUGAAGACGAUGAGUUCUGGUGAUCCGUCUCAUGAGCAGAAUCAAAGUUCAGCAACAAAUUCCAAGCUUGUCACUUUUUUAACCUGUAUUUUAAUAUUUAAGUUCUAUUGUAUUUUACCAUUUUAGCAUUGAUUGCAAAUGUGAAAAAUUGCAACUUUUGCAGACUGCACUUUAAUAAACAAACACACGUCACAACAUGUAAA